Stylophora pistillata is the source of this 4497-nucleotide messenger RNA. RefSeq lists its product as uncharacterized. NCBI's taxonomy places the organism in Eukaryota, Metazoa, Cnidaria, Anthozoa, Scleractinia, Pocilloporidae. The record is from RefSeq and is a predicted model, not a curated record. Gene Ontology annotation, molecular function: protein binding.
CAAUUAGUCGACGGAAAAUGAAGCAGGGAAUUGAAUACAGAGUUCAAAUUCCAAUUACUUGCUAACGAAAAUAGGUAUCUCCUGAUCAUAAUGGACUCGAAGGAAAUUUGAGAGCUGUUAGAAUGGGAAAAAAGGGUUGUAAUAGGUACUCUUGUGUUUCAGAAUGUCAGUGCAACUGCCUUGGCCACCCCGACGCUUCGCGCCCGAAAACAUAAAUUAUGUAUACCUCACAAAGUCAGUGAAAGUUGUUAAUAUUCAUACAAAGGUGAAAAUCAUCAAAUGCAAGCUUCACCAAAACGGUUCAAUUUAAACAGGGAAAGCCAUUAUAGGCACAAACAAGGGUGUCGGACAAGACGGAAGUGACAGUUUGAACGUUGUAUCAAGCAGGUCGAAGCUUUCCAAAGGCCUUUCACCUGCCUUAUACGAAGCCGGGAUCUCGUUACAUUGUGGCGGAACCUUGAUGCAAGAGUAGGGCCUCCAGCGAUUUGGUGGACAUUCCGUUAACCUGAAAGGUAAAACAACACAGGCGCUGUGGCAAAACCUGAAAACAACCCCGGUGGCAUGAAAUGUCACUGAAGAAUGGUGACAGGCUGUCAUGACGGAGGAGUAGUCCAAGCGAACAAAAGGACUUUGUCAAAAUUGUGGAAUGCAUGCAAGUAUGGUGAUAUAAAAACAGUUGAAAAAUUAGCUGUCAAAAGGGUUGGUGCAAACGGAAAAGCUCAUGGCAUGGCCCUUAUUCAUAUAGCCGCGCGAUAUGGAAACCCAGAUACUGUCAGGUAUCUCCUCUCUUUGGGCGCUAAUGCCCAUUCAGUGGACGAAGAAGGUUGGACUGCUCUACACUGGGCAAGCGCAGGUGGGCAUGUCACUGUAAUGCAGCUUCUGUUAGUGGAUGGUAUUGACCCCGACGUGAAAACCAAUUCCGGCGCUACACCUCUGCAUUUAGCUGCCUCCAACGGCCACGAGAAGGCCGUGAACCUUCUCUUGACUUUCGGUGGCAACGGAAACGCAUUAGACGGAAAUGGAAGGACUGCAAUGUUUUUGGCAAGCCGAGGUGGUCAUGUCCCUGUCAUAGAAGUUCUUCUGAAACAUGGAAUUAAAUCUAACGUCCCACCCAAAAACGGUCCUACACCAGUACACACUGCUGCACGAAACGGUCAUUUCAAGGCUGUUGAUUUUCUCAUUUCCUGUGGAGCAGAUAUUGAUGUCGUGGAUAAGGAUGGGUGGAACGCACUACACUCUGCCUGCCAAAACGGUCACGUUGAGGUGGUAGAGACGCUGCUAAAAAGUGGUAUGGAGGCUGACACUAGAAUCCAUGGAGGCUGCACUCCUUUGAUGAUUGCAAGCUGUCAUGGGCAUCCAGAUGUAGUUGAUUUUCUUAUUUCUAAAGGAGCUGAUCCAAACUCCUCUGACAAAUGUGGAUGGACUGCUUUGCAUUUUGCCAGCCUGGGUGGCCACAUAUCUGUUAUUCGAGCGCUGCUCAAAGCAGGAGUUGAUGUCAACAUUCGCACAGUUCAGGGAACUAUUCCAAUUCAUAUUGCAGCACGUUAUGGCCAGCCCGAAGUAGUAAAGUAUCUCAUGCGUAAGGGGGCUGACCUAACAGUUUCUGACAAAGACAACUGGACUAUACUUCAUUACGCCACUCAAGGUGGUCGCCUUCCCUUCCAUGUCAUGGAAUCAGUUUUAAGUCAAGAUCUUGAUGUAAAUGCCAAAUCAGUCUUAGGAAUUACUCCGUUACACAUUGCAGCUAGGCAUGGUCAUCUAGAGUACGUAGAUUUUCUUUCAAUUCAAAAUUCAGACCUAUUAGCUCGAGACAAUCAGGGAUGGACUGCUUUGCAUCAUGCCUGCAAGGGUGGUGAGCUUUCAGUUGUCGAGAAAUUGUUUAACAAAGGAAUUGACCCAAAUGUCAGAACGAAUUCUGGGUUGAUGCCGAUUGGGAUUGCAGCAUUGCGAGGAAAUCAUGAUUGUAUCAAGUAUUUACUCUCAAAGGGGGCUGAUCUAAAUGUUGUGGAUAACGAAGGAAUGACUGUCCUUCACUUUGCCAGUCAAGGAGGGCAAACGGAUUUGAUCGAAACUUUAUUGAGCUACGGAUUGGAGCCAGAUGUUGUGGCUGAGAAGGGCCUUGUGCCUAUUCAUUCCGCAGCAUUCAACGGCCACGCUGGUGCCUUAAACCUGCUCGUUUCUAAAGGAGCAAAUCUUAAGGCUAUUGACGAUCAAGGUUGGAGCGCGUUACACUUUGCUUGUCAAAAUGGGCAUACUAUCGCGAUAGAAACAAUACUUGAGCUUGGCUUGAAUCCCAAUGAAAAAACAACAGAUGGGAGAACACCUCUUAGUAUUGCCACGAUCCACGAUCAUCCAGAAGCAGUGAGGUUACUCCUAUCCAAAGGAGCUGACGAGCACAUCGCUGACAACAACGGCUGGAAUGCAUUGCACAUCGCGAGUUAUCAUGGUCACGUGACUAUUCUUGAACUACUAUUGGAACUUGGUGUGGAGGUGGACUGUCAGACGAGUGAAAAUCUAACCCCCCUCCUUCUUGCUGCCAAAAACGGACAAACUGAAGUGAUAGCUCCAUUAUUGUCGCAUGCGGCUAAUGUAGAAGCUUCUGAUAACGAAGAAAGGAAGGCACUACAUUUAGCAAGCCUCGAGGGUCACGUAAAGAUCGUGGAAAUCCUAAUAGAAACUGGACUGGAUCCGAACCAGAAAACACAACAGGGCGUCACCGCUAUGCAUUGUGCUGGGUUAAAAGGGCAUAAUGACGUCAUUGACAGCUUAUUAGAACGGGGUGGUAACAUUUAUGAAGUUGACAGUGAAGGAUGGAAUACCCUUCACUACGCUUGUCGUGGAGGCCACAAAAAAGUUAUCGAACGAAUGAAAAAGCUUGGCAUGCAGUUAAACUGCCAAGCGGGAGACGGUUCAGUUCCCCUACAUAUCGCCUCCCGCUACAGUCACCCGGAGUUAGUGAGUUUCCUACUGACGCAUGGAGCUGACACACAUGCUGUGGACAAGAAUGGAUGGAAUGCCCUGCAUCAUUCUGCUACUAAGGACGGGACAGUAGCAGUCGCUGAUGCUCUCCUCAAACAAGGAGUAGAGAUGAUUGUGAAGCGCACUCAUGAUGGAGACACAGCUCUUGGGAUUGCUGAAAAAGAAGGCAACAAAGACGUGCAACAGUUCCUUGACAGCUUCGUGUCUAACCACUUGGGUAUUUCAAGUGACGAGGAUAGAAAACAUGCAAACUACUGCAUCAUUCUGUGAAAGGGGAGAUUCCCUCGCGUAUACAUGUGAAAUCUACUGCAGGGCUACCAAUGAUAAAAACCAGUUGGACAUAAUGGAAUAGAUGUGACUGAAACAGCCAACUAACUGUACUUCAGUUCCGACUGCCAGUUCACUGGCAUGGCAAACUAUUGUGUACAGAAACGAUUUUAUUAAGGUUUGUAGGGGAAAACUGAUUUAGUAUUUUUUUUUGUGUGAACACUGCUGAAUGUUUUUUUUUCGGAUUUCACUUCGCACAAUUUUUAAGUCAGGGAUUUCAAAUCAUGCACGAUGAAAGUACGUUGCUGAAAAAUGGCGGACUUUACCAUAAUUGAAAACCCAAGAGCUCAAUAUCUAAUAAAAUCGUAAUGACCUCACUCUUGCUAGGGCUGGUCACAAUGCAGUUAAAGAUGCACUGAGGGCUACAUUGGUAGUCAACUUAGAAAACAGUGAAAUGUUUUCAAAUUACGAAUAACCUCAAAUUCUACCCUUUUUUAUUUAGGCACCAUAGAUCAUGAAUUUACCUGUCAUGGCAAAACUUUGAUUAUCUUGCUGUGAUCUUUUAAUUACUUGGAAUAUUUCCUAAAACUUUGUAAAAGAAAUUGGAAAAUUUAAUCGUGUUUGCAAAGUAACGUAGGUGAAAAUGAAAGUAGUGUUUUUUUUUAUUAGAUUUGUAAAAUGUCGUUCUCUAUAUAACCAAGAGGGGAGGAGGGUAUGAGAUUAUUCUCGUUAGGUGAAGAACUCAGAAGCUCGGAAAAGGUCGUACAUAAUUCAAUAAGAGUCCUAGGCUCCACAAAAUAAGCCACUCCUUGGUCAUUUAUGUAAAUAUUCUCAUUGAUUGAGACUUGGAAAACUGUUUGUCGGUGUUGUUCCGUAGCGAAGACGAACUUCAAAGAAGAACAAAAGCUAGAAUUCAAACCCAGUACCAGUCUCACAAUGAGUGCAAUCUAUCAAUGAUCUGCUUUUUUGAUCAAGAUACCGUGAUGUACAUGCAGGGAUGGUACAUGCACAUGAAAAAUACUCAAUAGCUGUCGUUAGUGAUCUCCUAAUAUCUGUAAUCAACUGCACCAAAAUCCUCAGGUCUCUUUUGUUUUUCUGAUAGAUGUAAGAAAGUGUGGUCUGAUCAAGAGAACUAAUUGAGGGUACUUUAAUUUAAAAUAGGAGUGCCAGCCUAAUAGUCUUAUGUAUGUGAUGUAUAACGUACUUGUCAGGAACAAUUGGAGAAUAAAACCAAGAGGCUUAAACACCUUA